AUGGAGGCUGUUCUUGGGGGCGCAGAAAAGGAGGAGGAUAAAGAGGUAUGUCCUCUGCUUUGACUUCCCUUUGCACAUCUCUGUCUUCUUCUCACACCCUUGCAAGAUUUAACCCAGCACUCAACCUCUCUUCUCUCUUUUCCCGCAGGAACGGAAGAGGCACUUCCUGAGCCUACUGGGGGGUCUCCUUCUGGAGGCCCCCAAUGCUGGCACCCUCCUCCAGCUGCUCACUGUAAGUGUCCUGAUGGCAUCAGGAGUGGGUUUAGGGUUGCCCCCUGUCCCUUGCCCAACAGACUGUCCCAUUUCUGGGGCACAGAGUCCCCUGUCCCAUUUCACUGUAAGUGUCCUGAUGGCAUCAGGAGUGGGUUUAGGGUUGCCCCCUGUCCCUUGCCCAACAGACUGUCCCAUUUCUGGGGCACAGAGUCCCCUGUCCCGUUUGGCCCCCAAUUUGGCCCAAGACCAAAAGUGGCAACCCUCAUGGUUCAGGAGUGCCAGGGACUCCGUGAUGGGGGCAGCGGGGGGCCGCUUUGGCCCAGACUGGCCCCUGACUCUGAGACGCUCUUUCCUCCCGCAGGACCUCCGAUUUUACGCCCUUUGGGGAAGUGAGGCGGAAAGGAAACUAGCGGCCAGCAGCAUUUCUCUGCUGCUGGCCAUUUCACGAAGAUUCCCCCACCUCAGAGUAAGUAUCUUGCCUUCCUGUAUUCAUUUCUUUGGUUGCUUCCAUUCCCCCAAGAGACAUCCCCCAGCAACCUUUAAUGCAGAAGAUGUGGUGUGUGUCCCUGGGUGCCAGGAUGAGGCCAGAGGGUAUUUCUGCCCCCGUUCCUGGUGCUGCCCUUCCACCUCUGCCUAGGAGGCUGCGGGGUCCAAGGAGGUCCUCUGGGGCAAGGGAUUGGGCCCAAGCCAUAGGGAGACCCAUCCUUCCUGGUGUGGGGCUGCUUCUGUGCUCUUUUGCACCCAUCCAGGGUGGGGUUCAUAGUGUCAUCUGACCCAGAUUUUUCUUUCCUCUGCAGAACACAGUAAUUCGCCCAGAGCUGGCUUGUUUCUGGAAAAAUCUGAAAGAAGGUAAGCCCCACACCUUGAGGACAGCGAAUUCCCUUGUCCCUUGUUUGCCCAAGACACACCUCCCAGGUCUUCCUGCUGGGAGUCCUGCAGGACCUGCUCCCUGCCUGGCAGGCCUUUCCUAUCUUGUCAUAGCCUGUGUCAGCUCAUCAAAAGUGCAUGCCUCUAUGUCCCUGGGUGCCAUCAGACCUUCCAGUAGAGUGAUGGCUGAACUUCCCAGCACCGUCAGUAGCACAUCCACCUUGUCUGCCUCCCUAGUGAAGUCUUGUAGUCGGACAUGGCUCCUUAUUCGGCGGAGCCACUGCGGCUAUUCUGCAGGAUGGCUCAUAUCCAAGUCCGGUGGUGGCCGACUAUGACUGGUGGCCAUCCUUGGACCUGGAGCAGUUGCUUGUGCGAUUGUGGGUGGUUGCGAAGAUGUGGCAGGCGCAGUCUCGUUUCCGGGACUAUUUGCUAAGUCUAGCGUGGCGGUGAGGUCGCGCUUACUGCGAGGCGGCAGGCAGCGGUAGUUCAUCAACCCUACCCUUGUCACCAGUGUUCAGAAAAAGUCAGAAGCCCUACGUUUAUUCAACAUUUGUUAGUGACAACAGCUCACUCAUAGGAAAACAAGAACCAAACUGACUGGACAACACAAUAAUAAUGCUGAGCAUGAACUGACCGUUGACAGUUGAAAGUCCAUGCGCUUACUUGCCAUUAGAACGUUCGUCUACCAGCACUUACGUGAUUGGUUAGAAUGCACCUUGUGUUAAACCCAAUACAUAACAUCUACCAUCCAGAUGAUGACAUCAUUAAAGAGUUAUGAUUUUCCUCCCUGAAGGAAUUGCUGGCUCUAUUUGGACAUCCCAAUUGGCCAAAGACUGGCAGAAGAAGAGGCGCUGA
Podarcis lilfordi (Lilford's wall lizard) is the source of this 1935-nucleotide messenger RNA. The record is from the annotation of a GenBank genome assembly. Lineage: Eukaryota; Metazoa; Chordata; Lepidosauria; Squamata; Lacertidae.